CAGUACUUAAAUCAUGGUAGGCUGUGAAACUGACUUAUGACGUAUGACUCUUGAAGACAGGACAUUCGCUAAUAAACCACUAAAGAAUAAAGAAGUCCAAGUCUUUUACUUCAAUUCAGAAGUGGGAUAGAGUCCAAGCUGUUCAAGAUGUUUUUACGGAGCCAGAAACCCUCGGAAAUUCAAGAUUUGGGAAAUAUCGGAAGCGGUCUUCCUUUCUCGGAUCGUCAAAACUCAACCGAUGGGAAUUCAAGUUCUGGACAAUCUGCAAACUUAGGAGAAGCUUCGGGCAGUGGAGAUGGAUCCAAUGUAGCUGAAAACUUCACCAGAAUCAACCAUGAAGGAAAACGUGGCGAUGAACGGCUUAUCAAAAUGGAAGAAAUUUCUGCGUUGCUGCCGGAUUUUUCGGGCUCCACUCAAGAAAAUGUGAAUCAUUUCAUCAACAUUGUACAACAUACUAAACAAGUUUUCAAGAUAAGUGAGGAAAUUAUGAAGCUGUUGGUUUUCAAAUGCUUAAAAGGAAAUGCUCAAGUUUGGUUUACUUCAUCACCGGAAUUGAUGUCAAUGGAAUUUGAAGAUUUUCUUGCUAGUUUGAAGAUGACAUUUGUGCUGCAUGAGAGCUUGUUUCAAGUACGCAAACGUUUGGAAUCAAGAAAAUGGAGAGAAAAUGAAACUUUUGGCCAAUACUGCUGUGAAAAAAGAGUUUUGGCGGUACCAUUACGACUUCGGGAGUCAGAGUUCGUGGAAUAUCUCGUCGAAGGAAUUCCAGAUCAACAAUUGAAGAAUCAAGCUAGGAUGCAGAAUUUUUCAACAGUUGCUGAUGUUUCGAGAGCCUUUUCAAUGAUCAAACUUCGUGGACCAUCGACUUCAACUUCGCUCGUGUGCUAUAACUGUAAGUUACCAGGACAUAUUGCCGCAAGAUGUCGGAAAAUCCGCCAACCAUUCGAACAAAAGGAUCAAUCAACCCGCCGAAAUAAUCCAUGGAUGAGAGAAACUAGGAUUGGAGCCGUUGAUGCUACAUCAGAGAGUCAGGCUGAACAAGAUUACAACGGACUGGAUUAAAUUUUUGGUCGUUCCUGAUUUGACGAUGUCAUCGUAUGACGCUAUAAUAGGAAGGGAUUUUAUAAUGAAACCUAACAUUCAAACCAUCAUCGAGAGAAGCCGUAUUAAAAUUUCGAGAACUCCGGUGAUCCGAAAGGAGGUGCAUGGAAAUAAAAAUGAAAUAAAACAAAUAAGUUCCCUUGAAGAAUCUGAAAUAUUGAAAAGUGUUGGAAAUGUAAGUAGCGAUCAUAUUGCAAAGUUUAUGGAAAUUUUUAAAAUGGAUUACAUUUGUUCCGAUAAGCCUAGUCAGCCAAAAACAAAAUAUGAAAUGAAAAUCUCUCUUAAAACUGGUACUCAGUUUCACUUCAAACCUAGAAGACUAGCAUAUUCUGAAAAAAAUAAAGUAGAUGAUAAAAUUAAAGAGCUUUUACGUGACAAAAUAAUUAAAGAAAGUGAUUCUCCUUAUGCCAGUCCAAUUGUAUUGAUUCCGAAGAAAGAUGGCGAUGUUAGGAUGUGUGUUGAUUAUCGAAAACUCAACAAAGAUACAUAUAGGGACAACUAUCCGUUACCACUAAUUGAAGAAAUUUUAGAUAAACUCAGGAAUAAAAAGAUUUUUUCAGUUUUAGAUUUGAAAGCAGGGUUUCACCAAAUUAGAAUUGCUCCAGAAUGCACCAAAUACACUUCUUUUGUUACACCAUCUGGGCAGUAUGAAUAUUUACGUGUUCCUUUUGGACUCUGUAAUGCUCCAGCAGUAUUCCAAAGAUUUAUAAAUACUAUUUUUAAAGACUUGAUUGCUAAAGGUAAAAUAUGUGUUUACAUUGAUGAUAUAAUAAUUUUCUCAGAUACAAUUGAAGAACAUUUAGAAAUAAUGAAAAUGGUUUUUAAAAUUUUAAGCGAUAAUCUUUUGGAAUUAAAUUUGGAAAAAUGCAAAUUUUUGUUUACUGAAAUUGAUUAUCUGGGAUAUACUAUCAAUCAGAAUGGUAAACGUCCGAAUCAAUCGCAUAUUGAAGCUGUUUCUAAAUUUCCAGUUCCUAAAAAUGUUAAAGAUGUGCAACGCUUUUUGGGAUUGACAAGUUAUUUUCGGAAGUUUAUUAAAAAUUUUGCUACUAUUGCAAGACCAUUGUAUAACCUUUUGAAGAAAGAUACAGCUUUUGAUUUUGGAGAGGCACAAAUUAGUGCAUAUGAAACACUUAAACAAAAAUUAGUCACAGCACCAAUAUUAGCUAUUUUUAACCCUAAUGCUGAAACCCAUUUACAUUGUGAUGCAAGUUCCCAUGGGUUUGGAGCCAUUUUAUUACAGAAGCAAGAUGACAAUAACUUUCAUCCAAUUAGUUAUUUUAGCAAAAAUACUGACAAUUUUGAAUCUAAAUUACAUAGUUUUGAAUUAGAAACCUUGGCAGUUGUUCAUGCAAUCAAGCGUUUUCAUGUUUAUCUAUCCGGUAUGAAAUUCAAAAUUUUUACGGAUUGUAAUGCUUUGGCACAAACUUUAAUUAAAAAAGAAAUAAAUCCUAAAAUCAGCAGAUGGGCUUUGUUUUUGGAAAAUUAUGACUACACUCUUGAAUAUAGAGAUGAAGCUAAAAUGCGGCAUGUAGAUGCAUUGAGUAGGCAAAAUAUGAGUAACGAAAAACAAAUAACAAGAAAAUCUCGAACUUAUCAAAUAAAUGUAUUAGAAACAGAAGAUGUGGAAAGAAAUGUGAUACUCGCUCAAGAACAGGAUGAGAAAUUGAAAAACAUUAAAACACACCUAGAAAACAGCAGUUUUCCAAACUUUGAGUUAAGUAAUGGCAUAUUAUUCAGAAAGAAUGAUGGUAAAUUGUUGUUAGUAAUCCCAAAACUAAUGAUUGACAAUAUCAUUAGAAUGUGCCAUGAUUUAAAAGGUCACAUUGGUAUUGAAAAGACGAUGAUUGAAAUUAAAAAGCACUAUUGGUUUUCGAACAUGAGAAAAAUAGUGAAAAAGUAUAUAUCUAAUUGUUUAAGUUGCAUAUUUUUUAGUCCCAAAGAAGGGAAAAAAGAAGGGUUUCUUAAAUGUAUUGAAAAAGGUAAUCAACCUUUCAACACAAUCCAUUUGGAUCAUUAU
Molecule: messenger RNA, 3115 nt
Organism: Aedes albopictus (Asian tiger mosquito)
Lineage: Eukaryota; Metazoa; Arthropoda; Insecta; Diptera; Culicidae
Exons: 2
Coding region: 148-1059 (303 amino acids)
Molecular function (GO): nucleic acid binding; zinc ion binding
Source: RefSeq, a predicted model, not a curated record